AUGGAGCUGACAAGUGGUCUGUGUUUAAGAGAUGAAUCCAAGAUAGUAACGGAGGGAUGUCACUGGGUAGGAGUGAUGGGAGAACAUUUAAGUGAAAUCGACUUUGGACUGUGGAAGAGUGAAGGUUAUGUUCAAGGCAAUGUUCUGGGGCUGGUUGGAAAUACUAUUGACUGCCGUGUUCUAUUCAUUCAAGUGUUUGAAUAUACUAAUAUUUCUACAUUUUUUCAGGUUUCAAAUCCCCCUAAAGAUCUGAAGAGGCCAGCAAGCAAAAAGGCUUCACACUGCAUCUACUUUUUUGGAUCAGAGAAUUAUGGAUGGAUUGAAGAAAACAAUUUAAAACCAUAUGAACAAUACAAAGAGGCUCUUAUAAGAGCAAAUAAAUCUGGAGCUUUUAAAGAUGCAGUGGAGGCAAUAGAGAAGUGCGCCCAAAACAAAGGAGAUGCAACGAGUAUGAAAGAUGAUUCUGAUGCAAUAUUUGACCGUCUAGUUGAAUCUGACAAUGAAAAGAAAACAAAACCUAAGGCUCAGAAAAAGGAAAAUUCAGGUAAAAUAAUUAUAAAAAGGGAGUAUGGCUCACCAAGUGGUCCAGCAUCCAAGAAGGCCAAGAAAGAGAAAGUCUCUACAAAAGACCAUGAUGAAGUCACAGCAAAUGGAGAUGAUCCACUACUUAAUUCCUUCAGUCCUCUGAGAAAAGGACCUGGCUCAAACCUUCUAGAUCGGCCUGCAAAUGUAACAAGACCUGAAACACCACCUCUAGAUUUAGAAAGUGUAUCACAAACACUGAUGGAGAAGAACAUCUCUCCCUCCACUCUCAAGUUUGGUUUCCUAGGGCUGGGCAUCAUGGGCUCUGGUAUCGUUAAGAACCUGCUCAACUCUGGACACCGAGUGGUGGUAUGGAACAGGACACCAGACAAGUGCCGAGACUUUGUGAAGGCAGGGGCUGAGGAGGGACUGACACCGUCAGAUGUUAUACAGAUGGCAGACAUCACUUUCUCCUGUGUAUCAGACCCUCAGGCAGCUAAAGAUAUGGUAUUUGGAAAUUGUGGAGUCCUGCCUGAAGCGGGGCCUAACAAGGGCUACGUAGAGAUGACAGGCAUUGAUGCAGAGACUUCUCAGGACAUAGCUGAGGCCGUGACGGGGAAAGGUGGACGCUACUUGGAGGCUCAGGUCCAGGGCAGCAAGACACAGGCUGAGGAAGGCACUCUGGUCAUCUUGGCUGCGGGCGACAGGUCACUCUUCGACGACUGCCAGAGCUGCUUUGAAGCCAUGGGCAAGAACUCAUUCUACCUUGGAGAGGUAGGCAAUGCAUCCAAGAUGAACCUGGUGUUGCAACUGAUGGCAGGGGUAACGAUGGCAGGACUGGCUGAAGGCAUGGCUCUAGCUGACCGUGCAGGACUGCAGCAAAAGGAUGUUCUAGAGGUCAUGGAACUUACAUCCCUGGCUUGUCCCACUAUUCUGGAGAAGGGCAAGGCUAUAAUUGAUGCCAAUUUCCCCACACACCUGCCACUGCAACACUUGCAGAAAGACUUAAAAUUGUCAUUGAGUUUGGGAGACCAGUUAGAGCAACCACUUCCUCUCACUGCCUCUGCCAAUGAGGUGUUCAAACACGCCAAGCGACUGGGAUAUGGUGAACAUGAUGCUUCUGCUGUCUACAUACGGGCACGCUUCUAACUGAUGCCUGAUUAUUCAAUAUUGUUUAUUGGCAUUGAAUACAACAAAAACUGUAAAUAAUGUUUGAGUUAAGUUUUGUGGUUAGGGUAGGAGCAGUCCCAAUAGCAUCUUAGUGUUUGUAAAAAUUUUAUAAAUUUUUUUACUCAUUUCAUUGUUUAUUGUUCAUAGUAUUUUUUUGUGAAAAACUUAAGUUAUGUCUCAGUCUUCGCGCGGUAACACACUUGUUAGUUACUUUUUGUAGUAUCAGGUGCUGUAUUGCAAGCACAUUUGUUUUAUUAAUUUAUUUCAUGCAUAGAUUUAAUUUAAUAAUGGAAUCAAGUGUUAAAUCAGUUUAUUUUGCUUGUCACCAAACAACAUCUACUAUAACUUGUAAUAAUUAACAUAGUAGUAAAACUUAAGCAAAGCUGUAUAUCAUUUAUGUUGCUUGAAAUAAAUUUGACUGAUUAUGCUACAUUAUUUUAAUACAAACUAUUACAAAAAAAUACACAUUUGGGUUUGGUUCUUAACCAUUAACUUUAAAAAGGAUUAAAGUUAAUGAUUAUUAAAAAAUGUAAGGAAUAAGUCUUAAUUUAAUCAUUGAGUUGUUAUUUUUAGAUAUUGCUGACCCAGAUCAAUUUGAAAUGUUCCAAAGCUAUUUAUUCUUAUUACAACUAUCCUGUCUCGAUGUUCAAGAGGAUAAGUGGAUCUACUCCACUUGUGACAGAUAUGAAAGCUGGGUGACACUGAUGAGACCAAUCUUACCUAACCAAUUUAACAAUACAUUUUUAAAUAGUCAAAUAUUUUUGCAAUGGCCUGCAUGUUUCAGUGAAAGAAUUUCCUAUUCAUUGAUAUUUUUUUACAAAAUGUAAACAUGAAAUCUUGUUAUAGUAACAAAUUAUACUUAUCCCGAGACAUCUUAUGGUGGCAAGGUGGACCAAGGCAUCUUAAUUCUACUUUUAGAGAUAAAUUUAGCAUGAAAAGCAGGGAGAGUAAGAAAUAUUACUCUAAUUUCUGUUUUUUUAUGUCUGAAAAUAUAUCAUAUUGUGAUUAAUUUUUUUAUAUAUAUAUAUAAAAAUACUGGUUAGGAUUUAAAUUUUAGUUUAUAGAAAACGAUUAAUUUAAGAGAACAAAGUGAUAUUAAUGUUGAAUUAUAAAUAUUAUAAAAGUGAAAUAUUUUAUUUGUUCUUUACUUGACAGAUCACUAGCAUUUUCUUCUAUUUUCUUGCUAGUGUCAAAAAUGUAACUGUAUUAUUUGUUGUGCUAGCAAUUUUAAUUUUUUUAAAUCAUUAUUUGUAAAAGGUAAUUGUUUUAAACUGUUUAAAAGUACAAAUUUUUUAUAUAUUCAAAAGUUAUAGAAGUACUUUUAAUGCGCAAAAUUCAAUUAAUACGUUGUGUUAUGCUUUAGAUUAAUUUGCAUUUAUCAUUUUAUACAAUUUAGUUUUAGCUCUGAUAUUUUUUACAAUGUAUAACCAUAUGUAUCCAAACAUGUUUACAUUUAUUUAAUUUUUCAACAAAAGUUAAGAAAGAUGUGUAUUACUCCAUUUCUGUCAUAAGUAUUACAUAUUUAUUUUGAAA
Homalodisca vitripennis (glassy-winged sharpshooter) is the source of this 3225-nucleotide messenger RNA. It is a transcript of the gene Ndf, whose product is annotated as putative oxidoreductase GLYR1 homolog. The transcript is spliced from 11 exons. Gene Ontology annotation, molecular function: NAD binding; NADP binding; oxidoreductase activity, acting on the CH-OH group of donors, NAD or NADP as acceptor. The record is from RefSeq and is a predicted model, not a curated record. The coding region runs from base 1 to 1671 and encodes 556 amino acids. NCBI's taxonomy places the organism in Eukaryota, Metazoa, Arthropoda, Insecta, Hemiptera, Cicadellidae.